Molecule: messenger RNA, 593 nt
Organism: Cherax quadricarinatus
Lineage: Eukaryota; Metazoa; Arthropoda; Malacostraca; Decapoda; Parastacidae
Source: RefSeq, a predicted model, not a curated record
UAAUUUUCUUCUUGACAGACAGUGACUGAACGCAGCGAGCAGCAACAGUUCAGCCAGGUUAUUUACAACUCCAGUGGAGUUACCAUACACCCACCUUAUGAUGUCACAAGCAUCCAGAACCAAUCUGCAGACACCUUCGUUAACACCUUCAAGUGCCUCAGACACUCUACUGGGGUAAGGUGGUUGCUAUUGCCAUCCUGGUGGCAGACACGCUGCCGGCGACCGCCCUUACCAUGGCUGCUCCCUUGACACUGCUGGUGAACGUAGACAUGAGGGUGGGUCUAGUGGGCAGCCUGUGUGUCGCUUCUUAUCUCAUCCUCGGCCUAGCUACCUCAGAAUUUGUGUUCUUAGGUGUGGCUCUGGCCUCGGCAUCACGGGGCUUCUCCGACACCACCUUCCUUGGCCACGCAUCUCAUUACCAUAAGCACACUUUGUCACUGUGGUCAUCAGGAACAGGAGUAGCAACGUUCAUGGGGCCUCUACUGUAUUCCAGUCUCACCACUGGAGGCAUCAACCCUCGUUAUGCCCUUCUCAUCUUCCUCACCGUACCCAUCAUUAUUGCCAUCAGGUAUGUAUGAGCACCUCUACCUGAU